This is a messenger RNA of Eubalaena glacialis (North Atlantic right whale), 408 nucleotides long. It is a transcript of the gene NHLH2, whose product is annotated as nescient helix-loop-helix 2. The coding region runs from base 1 to 408 and encodes 135 amino acids. The record is from RefSeq and is a predicted model, not a curated record. Gene Ontology annotation, molecular function: DNA-binding transcription factor activity, RNA polymerase II-specific; RNA polymerase II cis-regulatory region sequence-specific DNA binding; protein dimerization activity. Gene Ontology annotation, biological process: regulation of transcription by RNA polymerase II. Lineage: Eukaryota; Metazoa; Chordata; Mammalia; Artiodactyla; Balaenidae. The transcript has a single exon.
AUGAUGCUGAGUCCAGACCAAGCCGCCGACUCGGACCACCCCAGUUCGGCGCCCUCGGACCCGGAGUCGCUGGGUGGCGCGGACGCCAAGGUGCUGGGCAGCGUGUCGGACCUGGAGCCGGUGGAGGAGGCCGAAGGCGACGGCAAGGGCGGCAGCCGGGCCGCGCUCUACCCGCACCCGCAGCAGCUGAGCCGCGAGGAGAAGCGCCGCCGCCGGCGCGCCACGGCCAAGUACCGCUCGGCCCACGCCACCCGCGAGCGCAUCCGCGUGGAGGCCUUCAACCUGGCCUUCGCCGAGCUCCGCAAACUGCUGCCCACGCUGCCCCCGGACAAGAAGCUGUCCAAGAUCGAGAUCCUGCGCCUGGCCAUCUGCUACAUCUCCUAUCUCAACCACGUCCUGGACGUGUAG